AUGAGUUCAAUGAACGUCAAAAAUCUCAUCGACCCACAGCUGUCGCUGUCAGAGAAAGACAAGCGAAAUGCGGAGUCCUUGCCUCCACGUUUGGAUCCACCACAUUCUGUUGGAUUGGCACCGGCUCCACAGCUACUCAUUCUGAGAAAUCCAGAUAGAGUCGAUUAUAAAGAACAUGAUAAUCUUCUGCCGCAAAUCGGCACUUCUAAUCCUGUUGUGCCAACAGCAACCGUGGCGUCUCUCUUGGGACCCGAUGCUGCCAUAUUUCCUAUGACAGAAUCCACAUUCAGAGAGGCAAUAAAGCUACGAACUGAACAAGAAAAAACGAGACAAGAGCAGAUUCGUCUAGAAGUUGCUUCUCGAAAUCUAGCUAUCAUGGAGCACGCGACUAGGAAUGAGGUUCCACCGCAUUUGAUACCAUACUUGGUGGUCGGAGAUCCGUCGGACCCUCGGCAGAUAAUGUCACCGCAAAAGUCUUCGGCUGUACCAAUGGUUCCUGUGCGAGCAGUGUCAGUUUCAGGAUCCACUCCCUUGGUUGCUCCUGAAAGUGUGACUCUUCCGUCUGCAGCAGCCAUGCCGCCAGUCUUUGCACCUUACUACCCACAAGCUUCGCCAUACGCUGGUUCGGGCCAAUCUCCUGCGGGCAGGGCGUACGAAAAUCCCGACAAUGCUAGUCUCGUGGCUCCAAUGAAUUUCCGCUUUGGAAUGGGCGCUAAAUUUGCCCCCGAAUCUCCUCAGAGAACACAAUCUCCAGCAAAAAUAGGUGCAGCUGCAGUAGCAAACCUCACCAAUCCCGUCACUCCAUAUCGACAAACUUAUCGCACUCUUCCGAGCCAUCAACGGCAUUUCUCCAUGCCCGCCGAUCCAGGGUUGCUGACCCUGAGGCCCGGAGACCGCACGAAGCCAAAGGUUCCGCAACCCUCGCGACUCAGAUCGCCUCAAGGCUCCACUUCGGCAAUUCAGGUCAAGCCGUCGCCUGCGCAGCCACUUAAUAAGCAGACUAAAAAUAGUCAGAUCCCAUCCCAGGAGUCGAUGACUUCUUUCCAGCAUAUCAUUCAGUUCCACCACUGGAAACCACAAAACCCAGGUGAUCCGCCUAUGCCAGACAAGCCGCCAGGUCCAGCGCCCGACGUUCCUUUGGGGCAGUAUACGACUGAGCCCUUGGGUCAUUCACGAAGCAGUAGCCGUGCUGCAAUGACCCACAAACGGCAUAAAUCUAGUGACAUGUCUGUGGACCUUCUGUCCCAAGCUAACCCUUACUUUUCGGCCCCGAUUUAUGGAGUUGCUCCUGGCGGACCAUCUUACAGACUCAACGAGGCACCUGAAGAAGAUGUGUCGAUGGAGAUAAGCGAUGUGAGCAAUAGUGACAUGAAGCUGCUUGAGGAAAGAUGGCCUAAGAAGAAACCUGGGCGCCCUCGAAGGAAUAGAGAAUAA
This is a messenger RNA of Australozyma saopauloensis, 1434 nucleotides long. RefSeq lists its product as uncharacterized. Lineage: Eukaryota; Fungi; Ascomycota; Pichiomycetes; Serinales; Metschnikowiaceae. The transcript has a single exon. The coding region runs from base 1 to 1434 and encodes 477 amino acids. The record is from RefSeq and is a predicted model, not a curated record.